AUGACUGGGAAAUCAAAGUCAGUCAAAAACAAGAGACUCACCCCAGUCAGUCAAAAACCAGAGACUCACCCCAGUCAGUCAAAAACCAGAGACUUACCCCUGUCAGUCAAAACCGGAGACUCACCCCAGGCAGUCAAAACCGGACACUCACCCCGGGCAGUCAAAACGGAGACUCACCCCAGGCAGUCAAAACCGGAGACUCACCCCAGGCAGUCAAAACCGGACACUCACCCCAGGCAGUCAAAACCGGACACUCACCUCAGGCAGUCAAAACCGGAGACUCACCCCAGGCAGUCAAAACCGGAGACUCACCCCAGGCAGUCAAAACCGGACACUCACCCCAGGCGGUCAAAAGCGGAGACUCAACCUCAGGGAGUGAGUGAACAGUCAACUCCAAGAGACGAUCCGGAACAGAAGCAAUCGCACUCCGUCUAG
Cimex lectularius (bed bug) is the source of this 435-nucleotide messenger RNA. RefSeq names its product disintegrin and metalloproteinase domain-containing protein 29-like. The transcript has a single exon. NCBI's taxonomy places the organism in Eukaryota, Metazoa, Arthropoda, Insecta, Hemiptera, Cimicidae. The record is from RefSeq and is a predicted model, not a curated record. Bases 1 to 435 code for a protein of 144 amino acids.